AUGUCGCAACCAAUACUCUCAUUAAUGCCCGACGAGAACAAGUCCAAAGCUGUGGCGAAUCUUUUGCCAUGCCGUAUACACCAUGACGGAACAAUUGACCAGGCAUCGGCAUUUUGGACUCCUACUACUACCGAUGAGGGCACAAAGCUAGCAUAUUUCCGAGGUAGAAAACUUCAUGGAAAGGUGGUAAAAAUGCCAGAACAAUGUCGAGGUGUUGUUGUCGAACGAGCGCCCGAAAACGACACCAAAAGUGCCAACGAGGACGUGGUAGAGGAUCUCGAUGCCGACCAAGAGCCAGAACAAAUAGGAAGCAUGAAAAUAACUGCCGAGUUUGACGAGAUGGUCGUUUGGGGACACGAGACCGUGGCGGAUGCCAGUGCAGAUCCUUAUGUUCGCAGUAUGGAGGAGUGGUUUCAGAUGGCCGAUCGGGUAUGGCUCGAUAUCGACUAG
Messenger RNA from Fusarium tjaetaba, 450 nucleotides. Its product is annotated as ribonuclease H2 subunit C. Gene Ontology annotation, biological process: RNA catabolic process. Bases 1 to 450 code for a protein of 149 amino acids. Lineage: Eukaryota; Fungi; Ascomycota; Sordariomycetes; Hypocreales; Nectriaceae. The transcript is spliced from 2 exons. The record is from RefSeq and is a predicted model, not a curated record. Gene Ontology annotation, cellular component: ribonuclease H2 complex.